Ixodes scapularis (black-legged tick) is the source of this 4264-nucleotide messenger RNA. It is a transcript of the gene PIP4K, whose product is annotated as phosphatidylinositol 5-phosphate 4-kinase type-2 alpha. The transcript is spliced from 11 exons. Gene Ontology annotation, molecular function: phosphatidylinositol kinase activity. The coding region runs from base 120 to 1490 and encodes 456 amino acids. Gene Ontology annotation, biological process: phosphatidylinositol metabolic process. NCBI's taxonomy places the organism in Eukaryota, Metazoa, Arthropoda, Arachnida, Ixodida, Ixodidae. The record is from RefSeq and is a predicted model, not a curated record.
GAAGCCAUUAGUCUGAAAACAUCUCGCAGAAUGUCCCGGUAGUAUUGGUCGAUCUUUUCGUGUAGAAUCCCCGCGAUUUCGUCUGUGCUCCAUCGACGAUCACUCCGAGCGUAGCCAAGAUGUCCGGGAUAGUGUCGGGACUGACCACAAAGGGCAGCAGCCGUCUGAAAAAGAAACACUUCAAGCCGAAGCACCAAAAGGCGAAACUCUUCCGAGCCAACGAGCCACUGCUGAGUGUUUUCAUGUGGGGUGUCAACCACACCAUCAAUGGCCUCACGCACGUCAACAUACCUGUGAUGCUGAUGCCUGAUGACUUUAAAUCCUACACCAAGAUCAAGGUGGAUAACCACCACUUCAAUAAGAGAGCAAGUGAAAUAAACUGGGAGAACAUGCCAAGCCACUUUAAAGUGAAAGAGUAUUGCCCCCUUGUUUUUCGGAACCUCAGGGAAAGAUUUGGCAUCGACGAUGUAGAUUACAUGAAUUCGCUGACCAAGUCCCAGGCCAUUGCGGUGGACUCCCCUGGGCGCAGCGGUGCCAAGUUCUACCAGUCGUACGACCGCCUCUUCAUCAUCAAGACACUGCUCAGCGAGGAAGUGGAACAGAUGCACGUUCUCCUCAAGGAGUACCACCCUUAUGUUGUUGAGCGUCACGGCAAGACGCUGCUGCCCCAAUACCUGGCCAUGUACCGGCUCACCGUGGAAGGUGCGGAGACAUACCUCGUUGUGAUUCGAAACAUCUUCAGUAGCUACUUGAACGUCCAUGUCAAGUAUGACCUCAAGGGAUACAAGAGCACUAAGCCUCGUUCAGUAUUAAAGCAGGGAUCCUCUUCCGGAUUUUUAAUCCAGGGAUCUACGGUCGACAGGGAAGCCAGCGAGAAAGAACGGGAAAAGAACAUCCCCACGUUGAAAGACAAUGACCUUGUCAAGGACGGAACUAAAGUGCACGUCGGGACCGAUGCCAAGGAGCGGUUCCUGGAAAUGCUCACUGCCGAUGUAAAUUUCCUGGCCCAGAUGAAUGUGAUGGACUACUCGCUGUGCCUGGGCAUCCACGACGUGGAGCGGGCGGAGCAGGAGGCCAUAGAGCGGGAGCGGCAGGAGGCGCUCAUGGAGGAGGCCGACAACUGCACAGGCGGCAGCGAUGCCAUGCCCCCGUCGGAAGAGGACGAGGACUCAGCGGGCUCUGGCCUCGGGGACGCCGUGCCCACGCCGCCGGACUCGCCCGGUGGACGCCGCAAUGAGCUGGGCCGGAUCUCCAAUGGCAUGUUCAACCCGGCCAGGGACAUCUACGCCAUCAGCAGCCUCGAGGGGGCUCCGAAGAAGGAGGUGUACUUCAUGGCCCUGGUGGACGUGCUGACGCACUACGGCGUGAAGAAGCGUACGGCCCAGGCGGCCAAGACGAUGAAGCACGGGGCGGGCGCCGAGAUCUCCACGGUGCACCCGGAGCAGUAUGCCAAGCGCUUUCUUGACUUCAUCUCCAAAGCCAUAGACUGAACGAGCGUGUGCUUCUGCUGUGCAGGGGAGUGAAAGAGUCAGCGAGUGCUUGUGAGCCGGGGGGAGAGGGGGGUCCCUUUUGCUUUCGCGUUCCUUAUUUUAUUUUGAGGAACAAUUUCCUUUCUCCACUUUGUCUUUCCUCCGCCCCUGCCGUCGUGCACCUUUUCUUCUUUUUUUUUUUUUUUUAAUAGAAGCUUUGUGUUACUGCUUUUUGAGAGGAUCUUGGAAGCAAGAUCUGCUCCAGCAAGGCGUGGCUGAGCACCUCCGGUCCGCUUCAGCAAUGCUCCAAGUUGCUGUUCGGAUGCUCAGGCUUGGCAGGCAACUUGGCGUAUGCUGGCGUACGACACAAAAGUCGACAGUCUUUGCGAUUUUUGCCCUUCACACUGGUUUGGAGAUCGACUCUACGGUGUGCAGCGUUUAAGGUUGCGUGGUUUACGCCCUCUGGCCGACCAUGCUUUGACAAAAAAGCCAGGCACUGGAAAGUGGUGAGGCUGUAAAUGUUGUCUGUAUAGUGUCGCUAGCUUUCAUGCUCUGCGAGUGUCGAACAUGCCAUAUUGCGUCUGUCCUGGCAAGCUGCCCCACAAUUUCAGGUUGCAGGCACGGGAGGGAUGUUUCCUGCAUCGGUUUGUGGUUGCACGAAGGAAUGGAAUCGAUUGUCGAAAAAUUCUGAGUGGAUAUGCAAGCUGUUUGUGAACACUCCCACCUCUUUUUCUUUCUUUAUAAUGCAUGUUUGAUUUAAUACACAAUGUCAAAAAGUUUCUUUUUUUUUUUUUUGUGAAAGGUGGCUUUGUUUGAUGCUCACCACCAUUUUAAUGCUUCCAAAUCUACCCCGUUUUACAUUCUGCAAGGUGUGCUGCAUGGUUUCUUUUUUGUCGAAAGUGGCGACACAAAAGCUCUGGGUCGUUUAUGUAGUAAUGUAAUUCUUCGUCUGUCUUUUAGAAUGCACGGUGGCCGACGUCGCAAAUCGUCGCUCAAUACUGGCAUGCUAUCGUGCUGAAUGGUAGAGUACGGUGAGAACAGGAUGGAGAUUCGGACAUAUUUUCGUGAGCCUGGCGACCCCCGUGCAACGUGGGAAGCGAAAUCGCUGUUUGAAAAAACAAAACGUGUCCACAUAGUUUCUCUUCCAGUAUUGCUCAGUGGUUUGUUAAAUUUCUGUGGUCGGUAUACAGUGUUUUUGUGUGUGCAUGUGGCGAGUGUUUUUGUGCUCGGGUCGCCGCCGGAAUGCGGCGACCUCCUCGGCGAAUCUGUGAAUGAAGCGAGGUCUUCUAAUGACAUCCAUGUAUCUCUCCCCCUCGUUUUGCUAGUCUCCAGUUUGGAUGUCGUGUCUCAACGUGUCGUCUCGCUUUCGCGCCCGGUUCGUUUCUGUGCCACUGCCUCCUAUGCCCUUCUGGCUUUUACACAAACAGUGCUACCACGCACCGCGACGUCUGCAAGGUUCCCGUAGCCCUGUUGAUGGGAAGCGUCUGGUCGAGCAUCUCGCUUGUUUGUGCAGGCUCUCGUGCCACUCUCGCUCCUCGCAAUUUUCGUCUCUCGCCCCCUUCACCUCUCGUCACGUUUGUCUCUUUGCUGGACGUUCGUGCAAGCAGUGUUAGCCGUCAUUUCUGGAUUCUCGUUUGUUCCAUGGGGAAAUGGGCAGUGUUCCACAAGGGAGUGGGCUGUGGUGAACAAGUGCAGACGACCCAACAAUACUCAUUGCUAUCUACCUACCAGUCACCCAUCCAAGCUUUCAAUAAACUAGAGGAUGAAAAAAGAAAAAAAAAAAAAAAACUAUAGUAUUUCCACUCUGGGCAGAGCAGUCUUUGGCCAUUCUAGAUAGUCCUCUAGUGAUUUCUUUCAGAACUCCGUUGGUAGUCCUAGCUGAAUCCUUAUUAAGCACAAGCUUGGUUAGUGUUGUUUUAUUCCAUAAUCGAUUGCUUCCGGGAGUUUAGAUUUCCUGCGGUGCAACGCAGGUUGCAAGUUUCAGGGUUUGCUAUUCUUGGAGGCCUAGAAAUUCUGCCGUUCUAAAUGUCAGAUUUGUAAUGUGGACGAUUACCCCGUUAAAUGCCUGCUUACAAUGCAGCGCAGUUCUUUUUUUUUCCGACUUGCCUAGUGGUGCUGGCAGCCCAAAUAUCGUGGAGGUUGUGAUACCUGCAGCGCAAACUUGUUGGCGUCAUUCAGGUGAUGUGUUUCAUAUUAGAGUUUUCAUAUUAAGUCAUUAGGGCUUCGAUAAUAAAAAAAUAAAAAAAGCAGCAUAGUGGCAGGGCUUGCAGAACUUAGAUUAAAUGUUCAAGCUGCAAAUUGGGUAUGCUACUGUUGUGAUAUUAAGGAAUUGCCAUUGCUUAUGAGCACAUGGACAAAGUAUAGUUUUACUUGUUCUGUGAUGCAUCAUAGAACAGGCUACUAUUGAGCUCUUGCUGUGGGGAAGGAUUCUAUGUACUUUCACCGCACAUAGAAAUGUAUUUACAUGUCGCAUAUUAGCUACAUACGAGCGUGGGACCUCUUUUGUGUUUGUAGCUUUGGAAUUUGGGAACAGGAGACAUUUUGUGGCAUUAGUAUGUAUCGUUCCAGGCGAGAAAUCACCAUCUCCUUUGCCCCAUCCAAAGGGCACUUGCACAACUCAGCAGUGUAUAUGUAUUAUUUCUGGUGUAAAUAUGUUCAUUUCUAUAUGACACUCAAAAUAAAUUUUUAGACAUGUAACAUGCAAAAAUAACUGAUGCCAUUGUUGAUUUCAUUUGUUUUAUUGACAAGAAUGAUGGUAUUAAAUAAACACACUGAGCAGAGCUGUCACCUACAAA